UGUUUGGCACUAUAUAUACACACAUCUUGUAGAAAACGUUGAAAGCGGAGAUGUAUGAAUGCUAUUGAAAAUUCUCUGCCCUGUGGCGCAUAAUGUCCGCCACCGGUCUGAAUUCAUAUCCGUCAUGGAGGCUUUUGAGCUACCCGAUUGAAAUCUUUCCCUUGUAAGCAUAGACGAUUAGAUUUCGUGGGAUAGUCGUUAAUGUACAAUGGAGGUCGUUGCGAGAAUACAGGAUUCAAUGGCGAAGCCGUUCCUCGGCGGAUGGAGGAACACCGUUACCGGCCUAAUUUAUCACAAUGCCUGCACGCAGACACAUGGUACAACAAGGAACAGAAUUACACAAACUGUCACGGUUGUGGAUGCGGUCACCGACGUCGUUCACGACCAGGCAGUGCAAGUGCACUUUUUGCCGGAUGCGCGCGAUAAAAUCAUUACGCCCGGAAUUUCCUCCUUUCUAACUCCGAAAACGGUCGAAGAAGCCGGACCAUUAUCUCGUCAAGAUGACAGCAACAUUCUCGAUAGCAUUAUUAAAAUACAAAAAUAUUAUAGGGCUUAUCGUGCCAGAGCCUCGGCUAGAGCAAACGCUCUCGAAGCGACUAACAUCUCUCGACAUGACAAGGCAAACGUGACCGAGCACGCAAGACAUUCCCAGGCCCUGUCCGCCUACAGCAGCACGGAUUUCGUGAUGCUGAAUCGCCGUUCGCCGCGAACGAGCUCGGACUUCGAGUCGCUCUACAAUCUCCUUGAUCGUUGGCGAAUUCUCGAGGUUCAACGGACCAGCAGCACGCUCGUCGGCUCCUCGAGAAUCGCCGCCUGCGGUCUGAUCCUGUCGAAGGAGAUUGAGUUGCUGCGCGCGAUAGACUCCAAAAAGACCGCCGUCCGGCUCAAGUGCAGGGAACGGAAACAAUGCCGACUUCUGGACGAAUUAUCGAGACCGGUCGCCUGGCAGGACAAUCGAGGCCAGUCGAUUCUCGUGGACACGCUACGUGUUCAACGAGCCCGUCAGCACAGAAACGUCUAUACCUCGCUGGCGAACGAGAAUCUAUCUGUCCUGGAACGAAUUGAUCUACUGCGCGAUCUAAAACGUGUCAUUGACAUGCACACGUGCGACCAAUCGCAGGAGCUAAUUUAUCUGAUCGAUCAAGAACUGGAUCUACUGGAGUGUCGAGUGGACACUAGCAGGCUCAACUGGCUCAGAAAUCGGCUGAAGCUGAGCUUUCUCAAACUGGCGCGCAACGCUCUGCAAGACGAUCUCGAGGAAGACAUGAAUAGAUUCGGUUGGUCGGACACUAGUAUUACGCGGCUCUGCAGGACCUGCGAUAGGCUUUUAUCCUUGGAAAAGUUUCCCCGCGAACAGCGAUUGCGGUCUUCCUCUUGCGUCUACUGCACGUCCAUGCGAACUCGAAGAGGUCCUCGCGUCGUGUACGAGAUUUAUGAGAGGAUGUUGCGGAAACUCAGGCGUUUCGAAGCAAAAAUGGGCUGUUAUAGCAGUCUGGCCUUCGUGGUCGGGGCUAAAAUCGUUUGUCGUCUGGUCAAUGAAAUCUGGCACGGGAGAUCUGGCAUUUCCGAGUGCGAUGAUCUCGAUCAACUGAUGCUGACUCGCUUUCGACGCGAGCUCGAAUGGGCGCCUUGGAAUUCUCUAUUAUUAACAAAGAAUGAGGCUGCGAUUCAUCACAGUAUCACUGAUAUCGAAGCUUUUUACGACUCUACGCUUCUGCAGAAGUUUUGCACGAAGAAUCUCCAGGCAAAAGUAUACUUCGAAUCGAUUUCUCAGGCGCGAAGAAAUAUCGUGACACCGUCCUCGAUGGAGGAUUAAUAAUAGAUUUUAUUUCUUUUAAUUAAUAGAUACAUCAAAUAGAGA
Messenger RNA from Nylanderia fulva, 1861 nucleotides. Lineage: Eukaryota; Metazoa; Arthropoda; Insecta; Hymenoptera; Formicidae. The record is from RefSeq and is a predicted model, not a curated record.